Danio aesculapii is the source of this 1933-nucleotide messenger RNA. RefSeq lists its product as uncharacterized. Gene Ontology annotation, cellular component: external side of plasma membrane. The coding region runs from base 124 to 1089 and encodes 321 amino acids. Lineage: Eukaryota; Metazoa; Chordata; Actinopteri; Cypriniformes; Danionidae. The record is from RefSeq and is a predicted model, not a curated record. The transcript is spliced from 5 exons. Gene Ontology annotation, biological process: cellular response to lipopolysaccharide; negative regulation of T cell proliferation; immune response.
UAGGAAUUGGAGCCGCUUUAAACCAGCCAGCGUGAAACAAGCUCUGCAUUUUUCUGUCAUUUCUCACAUUAUCUCCAUCUCAAGAUCUGCAGCCGACAGAGCGAACCAUAAGAGCAGAGCUUCAUGAUGGAUGCCAUCAAAUGUGUGGCUCUCCUAUUACUUGCACGCCUGUUCGCUGCAGUUUCAGGAGUCAGCCAGGGUCGUCGCUCAGACUUCGUCUUACUGAAGGACUCGUAUAUGUUCCCCUAUAACGCCAGCAUCUGCGAACACGCCGGGUGGAGAAAGAGUUUCCCUACAGACGCAGCGAUCGGCAGAUACAGGAAUCAGCUCUGCUCAAUUGAAGCUAAUUUUGGAGCAGAUUUCAGCUGUGUUGGAAACCAGCUGCUCCUCAAAAAGGCAAAGAGCACUGAUCUGGGCACCUACGUGUUCAUCUGUAAUAAGGCAGAAAAUCAACUUAAACUUGACGUUUUGUACGCUCUGAAGGUGAACGCAGUGGAGAGAGCAGACGUCACUUUAGACUGUACUGCUGCGCUCAGUGACAAAGACGUGACGUGGCUCUUCAAUAACGGGACAGCUCUCCAUUAUGAAAAGGGUGGAUUAAUAACCCCUGGGAAAGGCUUCGAGGGCAGAGUUUCGCUGGAGAAGGAUAGUUUCAGGACUGGCGAUUUCUCCCUGACCAUCACUAACCUCCGCAGCGCAGAUGAAGGGGUUUAUCGCUGUUUUGUGGACCAGGAGACCACUAAAGGAUACCCACACACAUACAAGCUGGAUGUUAACAAGAAUCCGGAGCAGACAGCCUGCCCCUGCACUGAAGCAUCUGAUCAUAAAACCACCACCACCAUCAUCAUUUUGGCUCUUAGCGUGGUCCUCUUGGCCAUCUGCCUUUUAGUUUUGGGGAUUCUCUAUUACAAAGCAUGCAGUCAGACUCAAAACCGUGAACCAGAUAAUACACCAACUUCUGAAACUGAACACACGCCGCUUAAUAACAACACAGCCAAUAACCACACUCCAUUAAUAGAGCUUUCUGUUCAGGAGAGCAGCACAAUGAAACCUGACAGCAGCGUUACUACAUUUUACACUGCAGAGUGAAGUCUGUAACAUGUCUGCCCUUAAUAAUCCAGCAUUACACCCUACGAUUAGCAUUCUGAAACUGAAUUUUAUUACUAUGUUUAUCUUAAUGAGAAUUUAUUUAUAAUUUUAUGAGAAACUGGACCUCGUUUACAUCCCCAUGACAGUACAUCUACAUUACCACAGCCAGCAUUCAGCUACAAAUAUAGCUCCCAUCAGCAUUCAAUAGAGAAGGGGUGGGGGAACAACACAGCAUACAGCACAGUGAUAAAUUAAUUCACUAGAUGGCGGUACAGUUCAGAGGAAAGCAAAUAGUUCAACCUAAAAUGAAAAUAACCCCAUAAUAAUAACAUUUGUGGGUUAAAUAUUCAAUUAAAGAUAAAAGGGAUACAGCUGCAGCUACUGGGCAUGAUGCACACAUCAGUACUGCACAAGUUUGAGACAUUGCUUAUAUUACUGUAAGGGAGAGGUUUAGGGUUGGGGUCGGUAAAGCACAAUGAAUCUUAUUCAUUCAUUCAUUUUCCUUCGGCUUAAUCCCUUUAUUUAUCAGUGGUCACCACAGCGGAAUGAACCGCCAACUAUUCCAGCAUAUGUCUUACACUUUGGAUGGCCCCACAGUGAAGAAAGUCCUGCCUUUCAAGCAAAAUGUGGACCAGUAUUGUAUUUCUUUCACCAGUGAAAACACUCAAAAGUGUUGGCCUUCUGUUCUUUAUUAUUAUUUACCAGUGUAUUAUUGUGUAUAUAUUUGCAUUACUGUGUGUCAAAUUCAAUGUACAAAUGUGCUUUAAUUUAUGCAGAAAGCUUUAAAUACAAUUGUCUGAUAUAAUACUAAUAUAAAUAAACUAUAAAACUGUGUGACAGAUAA